AUGCAUGGUGGUGGUAAAUUGCAGUUAAUUAAUCUGGCUAUUGCACUUGCUAAUAAGUGUGGAAUGAAGGUCGGCUUGCUUGAUGCUGAUGUGUAUGGACCAAAUGUUCCAAUCAUGAUGAAGCUGGAAGGAAAGCCAAAAGUGACCAAAGGGAGUGUUGAACAUGAAAAGGGUGUCACAGCAUCCCAGUUUCAGAGCCAUGACCACUUUGCAAACGCAUCUAUCGUAAAUGGAAUCUGAAGACGCUGAACCAGAAAUUUUCUAAUUACAAUAGCUUGGAUCUCUGCAAAUAUAGAGCUCAUAUAACCAAGACAUUUGUAGAAUUUAGGCAUAGUUGGAGCUCUGCAAAUUUAGAGUUUUAGAAAUUUGUUUAGGGAUUAGGAUGAAGUCA
This is a messenger RNA of Rosa rugosa (rugosa rose), 391 nucleotides long. Its product is annotated as iron-sulfur protein required for NADH dehydrogenase, mitochondrial-like. Gene Ontology annotation, cellular component: mitochondrion. The transcript has 3 exons. The record is from RefSeq and is a predicted model, not a curated record. The coding region runs from base 1 to 240 and encodes 79 amino acids. Lineage: Eukaryota; Viridiplantae; Streptophyta; Magnoliopsida; Rosales; Rosaceae. Gene Ontology annotation, molecular function: 4 iron, 4 sulfur cluster binding; ATP binding. Gene Ontology annotation, biological process: mitochondrial respiratory chain complex I assembly; iron-sulfur cluster assembly.